Messenger RNA from Hipposideros armiger (great roundleaf bat), 1597 nucleotides. It is a transcript of the gene NABP1, whose product is annotated as nucleic acid binding protein 1. Gene Ontology annotation, cellular component: SOSS complex. Gene Ontology annotation, biological process: double-strand break repair via homologous recombination; response to ionizing radiation; mitotic G2/M transition checkpoint. The coding region runs from base 7 to 378 and encodes 123 amino acids. Gene Ontology annotation, molecular function: DNA binding. The record is from RefSeq and is a predicted model, not a curated record. NCBI's taxonomy places the organism in Eukaryota, Metazoa, Chordata, Mammalia, Chiroptera, Hipposideridae. The transcript is spliced from 4 exons.
GCAUCCAUGUGGAAAGGAUGUCUGACACUUUAUACUGGAAGGGGUGGAGAACUUCAAAAAAUUGGGGAAUUUUGUAUGGUUUAUUCAGAAGUGCCAAAUUUCAGUGAACCCAAUCCAGAUUAUCGAGGACAACAAAACAGAGGGGCACAUAGUGAACAGAAGAAUUCCAUGAAUAGUAAUAUGGGUACAGGUACAUUUGGAGCAGUGGGAAACGGGGUUCAAACUGGCCCAGAAUCAAGGGGAUGCCAGUAUUCAUAUGCUGGUAGAAGCAAUGGCCGGGGACCUAUAAACCCACAGCUAACAGGAACAGCUGCUAAUCAAACAGCCAUGAGCCCACUAAGUAAUGGCAGGGACCCUCGGAGAGCCUUGAAAAGAUGACCUAUGCCAAAUGCUCACAUGUGGUUUUUAAACUACAUGCCCUACUUGAAUACUUACUGCACUUUUAUUUAUUGUUAACUGUGAAAACUUAUGUUCUUUAUCGGCUUCCUUUUAUGUUUUUGGUUUGUUAACAAGAGCGGUUUGUUUUUAUAGCAAAACUGUUAAGCUGCUCAAGUCUCCUAUUGAAGUAAUGGGAACACACUGAAAAAUGGGGGCAUUUAUUUUUAGAGCAAAUAAGUCUUUGGAUAUCCGCUAAAACACCUGCACCCAUUUCAUGGGUGAGUUACUUAAGACAUCAGCAUUAUAGCCUCUAUGAGUCUAUCUCUGCAUACACUUUGUAAUAUAUAAAAUAAGGCUUAGUGGGAGAUGUUCUCUAUCUUAAAUUCAGAUGUUGCCAAGUAAAGCAGUAACCACCAAAAAAACCCACGAACUCAGUCAGUGCUGACAGUGACUUGUGAGUGUUUGUGACCCCAGGAAUGAUUGACUUCUUUAUUGAAUGACUGACAUUAACAUUUUCAAGAACAGAAUCAUCCUAAACUCUUGUUUUAGUACCAAAACACAUAUUCUUGACCAGAAUGAUGGAGUAAUGUGAUCUGUAGUGUAACAAGUGAUUUUUAGAAGAAAGCUAGUUACUUUAUUUUAAGGUAGUCCAUUCGGCAUUACCCUGAAGGAAAAUUUAAAACUGAGGCCUUGAAUGUUUAUUUUUUGAAACUACCGUGUCAAAUAUUAAAGUAUAAUUUGAGGGAGUUAUAAAGUCAUAAUAAACAUUAACUAUUUAUAAAAAUUGUGGGAGAUAAGCAUAGUGAAGGCAAUUCAAAUUGAAUUCAUGGAGAAAUAUGCAGUCUUAAGUUAUAGGGUCCUAGGUACUUAGAAAAACUCAGCCUGGAGUAAAAGUCCUAGGUACUUACUUUAUUUGAAGGAGUGUGUGUGUGUGUGUGUGUGUGUGUGUGUGUGUGUGUGUGUGUGUGUAGAUGUUUGUAUGUGUUCACAGUUUCUGAACACAAUUCACAAAGCCUUAUCAGCAAAAGUUAAGACAUGGCUCUCUCAAAGAAGCAAAUACAGCUUUAUUCAGAAAUGUAGAGUUUGUUUAUGUUUUGUAAAUGGUCCCCAGUUCCACUUCUUAUUGCAGGGUGGAUAACUGGUAAAUCUUUUCUUUGUUAGAAUUCAACUCUUUUUCAAUAUUAUCUCUUGAAUAAAAACUUGCAUUGAUGUUAACAGA